AGCAUUGGUACAUCGAUGGGUAUACAAUGUACAUAACACGCCCAAGAAAUUCUAACAGACCCCGUCCCUUUCCUGAUCCAUGCUUCAUAAAUCCCCAUUUACUGUCCCACCUCCUCCUCCCGACGUCAACAUCCACCAUGUCUUCUUCAAUCGUCCAGAACAGGUAGAUUGGCCCGACUUUACCUAUUACAUUGAUGCUGCUACAGACAAGAGGCAAACCUACAAGGGAUUUGUGGCGAAAGUAAAGGCUAGUAUCUCUGCGUUGGGUAUGCCGAUCUUGGAAGGAGGUUUAGGUUUUGAAGUCGGGGACAUCAUUGGCAUCAUGAGCGAGAAUUCGAUGGACUACCCCGUCGUCGUCCACGCUCUACUGGCAUUAGCUAUUCCGUUUUCGUUGAUCCCGGCAUACUCGACGCACUUUGAGCUCUUGCAUGCCUUCCGCCUCUCGAAGAUCACGCGACUAUUUGUUCAGCCCGAAUACCUGCGGGCUGCGCUCGCGGUUGCGAAGGACGUCAAUCUUCCUGCGGAGAGGAUUUAUAUCAUUGGACGAAAUGUCAAGAAGUACCAAGGUCUUGAUAAUAUGGUGGAGCGUGUCCAGAAAGCCAAUAUCCCGAUACUUUCUCCACGUCCUGCCACGACGGAUACACUCGCGUAUCUCGUCUUCUCUAGCGGCACUAGUGGACCACCGAAGGCUGUCAUGAUCACACACGGGAAUCUAAUAUACUCAGUAUCACAGCUGAUCAUUGUUGCCCAGGAAAGAAUGAAAGUUGAGCAGCCUCCGACGCCCUCUACUCCUGAGGGUAUCCCCAUCAGCCUGGGCUUCUUACCUUUCCAUCAUAGCUAUGGUCUUCACGCUUUCUGCUUCAGAAACAUUUUGGCUCCCUCUACGGUUGUCAUACUCUCCAAAUGGAACCUUGAGGUGGCUUUGAAGGUCGUACCAAAGUAUCGCAUCACGACUCUCAAUUUGAUACCUUCAGUUGUUCAUCAACUCGUAAACCACCCCAAAUUUCCCAAGACCAAUUUGAGUUCAGUGACCACUGUUGGUUGCGGGGCGGCUCAUCUUGUUCCAGAACUCGCUAGUCAAUUUUCCUCCUUCGUUAACAAUGUACCCUUGGGUGAAGGUUACGGAUUAUCGGAAUGCACAAUCGCCGCUCUAAUCCAACCAUUCCCUGGUCUUUUCGAGGGGAAAGCGAAGCGCUAUCCCGGAUGCGCGGGUAUAUUGCUUCCUGGUAUGGAAGCACGGAUAGUGCGAGAAGAUGGUUCUGAUGCUAAUACAAACGAGGUUGGUGAACUGUACUUGAAGGGGUUCAAUGUCUGUAAAGGCUACUGGAACAAUGAGAAAGCCAACCAAGAAGCUUUCGUCAAUGGAUGGCUAAGGACGGGAGAUAUGUUUAGGGCUGAUGCUGAGGGCAACUUUUUCUUCGCUGAUAGGGCAAAGGACACUCUCAAAGUAUCAGGAACACAGGUUUCCCCUGUCGAGAUAGAGGAGGUCCUGCUUACUCAACCUGAUAAAUUGAUUGAAGAUGUUACCGUUGCUGGAGUUCAAGGACAUGGACGGACCUCCGACGAGAAAGUUCCGAGGGCCUGGAUUGUUCUGAGUAAGGUUGGCAAGGCGAAGGGUGCACCCACUGUCAUCAAAGCACUAGAAGAGUGGCACCACCAGAAUUUGAGUAAAUACAAAUGGUUACGUGGAGGAUUUGAGGUCGUAGAGGAGAUUCCCAAAUCACCGACGGGGAAAGUUUUGCGUCGUGUCCUGGUUGAUCUUUAUGACCAACGGUUGAAGAAAAUGAAAGGGAAGCUCUAAAUUGACCUCCAUCCAGCUUUCAAUUUUUGGUUGCUUCGGGAUUCUGUACCUCGGCACAAACUAGCUUGAUUGCCAUGAUCUUGUACUUAGGCUUUGUAUAUUCACCGGCGAUUUGGGGAAGGGAGGCUAGAAUCGCUGACA
This is a messenger RNA of Marasmius oreades (fairy-ring Marasmius), 1942 nucleotides long. RefSeq lists its product as uncharacterized. The transcript has 10 exons. The record is from RefSeq and is a predicted model, not a curated record. The coding region runs from base 80 to 1801 and encodes 573 amino acids. Gene Ontology annotation, molecular function: CoA-ligase activity. Gene Ontology annotation, biological process: secondary metabolic process. NCBI's taxonomy places the organism in Eukaryota, Fungi, Basidiomycota, Agaricomycetes, Agaricales, Marasmiaceae.